AUUCAUUCAUUCUGACAUCCCGUCCAGUCAGCAGCCAGUGUAUCAGAAAACAGGAACAUCAGAAGGCCUGUAAGCAGAAGAAUCCACAACACACCAUCAGGGUAGAUCCCGCAUCAUCUUGUGCUCAUUACUUCCCAAACAUUCAGUAGUGUUUAGUGUCUCGUGCAGAGCUGUAAUCAAAACUAAAAGUUUUGUGAACCGUCACAAUGGAGCUUUGAUAUUAACUAGUGCUUUGAUUCGAAAACAUAUCUCUGCUGUCUAUCGCGGGACGGGAGAAGUGUACCAGUGACCCAACAGCUGCUUGCAAGGCUCAUGCGAAUCUUCCGCUCCAGUCGGAGAAUAAUGAGCACCAGCUAUCCAGAUGCACCCCUUGGGAUUCGACUUGUAACCGCGCUGUGCGGGAAAAUUUGUCCCCGAUGGCAGAUCAAUCGACUGCUCUGGUUCAAAUGCUCGGUGCUCACGCUCACCUAUCUGGCGUACAUGUGCUAUCACAUGACAAGGAAACCGCUCUCCGUAGUUAAAUCCGUACUGCACCGCAACUGUACUGGCGUACAGAUUCCACCGGAAUUCAUCCACAACGGUGGAGAGCCCCCGAACGAUAGCACCUGGUGUGACUAUGCGCCCUUCGAUGGGUCCGACUCGGCUGCGCUGCUGGGGACGCUGGACUCGUCAUUUCUGUUCAGCUAUGCCAUUGCAAUGUUCUUCUCCGGGUUUAUUGCCGAAAGGGUCUCCCUGCGAUACUUUUUGACCUUCGGCAUGCUAUUUUCCGGCAUUUUUUGUUAUCUGUUUGGCAUUGCUAAGGUAUAUGAUAUCCAUUCGAUGAUGUACUUUGUAUUCGUACAAGCGAUGGCCGGCGUUUUCCAAACAACCGGAUGGCCAGGAGUGGUUACAAUUGUCGGCCGUUGGUUUGGAAAGUCAAAGCGCGGCUUGAUUUUCGGCAUUUGGAACAGUCAUACAUCGAUUGGAAACAUCCUAGGGACACUGAUAGCUGGAUACUAUGUGGAAAAGGAUUGGGCCAUGUCAUUUGUGGUGCCCGGAUUCGUAAUGGGGGUGUUUGGGUUCAUCAUGUUCCUGUUUCUGGUGGACCGACCCGAGAUAGUGGAUUGCCACGAGAAAGUUGGCGAUCGCAGAGGAGGCUAUAGGAGGAUCGAUGACGGCAGAGUUGGAGAUUCUGGCGGAACCUCUGAUGCGGAAGAAUCUGUUGGAACCAACAGUGAGCAGGAAAAUCCUUCGCUAAGAAGCUUACGAGGCAGCUUUUAUUCUAAUAUCAUAGAUGUAAACGAACGCACACCAAUAAUAGGCAGUAUUAAUCGAACACCUGUCCCGGACAAUGCAAUUGGAUUUGGCGGUGCCUUACGGAUUCCGGGGGUUGUAGAGUUCUCCAUGUGUCUGUUCUUCUCCAAACUUGUCAGCUACACAUUCCUCUUCUGGUUACCACUGUACAUUCAGUCGUCCACUACGCUGGGAGCAGAACUAAGUGCAGAUUUAUCGACACUGUUCGAUAUCGGUGGCAUCGUAGGCGCCAUCGCAGCCGGUCUAAUCUCCGAUUACUCCGGAAUGUCCGCAACAACAUGCACUGGCAUGCUGGCGUUAGCCGCACCUGCUCUGCUGAUCUACCAACAAUGGGGUGCUCUCUCUCUAUCAUUCAACAUUUGUCUGCUCUUCGUUGCCGGAGUGCUUGUCAAUGGCCCAUACGCACUUAUUACUACUUCCGUGAGUGCUGAACUUGGUCAACACAGUUCAUUGAACGGUAACGGCAAAGCACUUGCUACUGUGACCGCGAUCAUUGAUGGAACAGGAUCGAUCGGGGCUGCCGUUGGACCGCUGAUUGCGGGUUUGAUUUCGUCAUCCGGUUGGGAGAACGUCUUCUACAUGCUCAUUGUAUCGGACAUUUUGGCCCUUUUGCUUCUGUUGCGGCUUGUGAGCAAGGAAAUAUCGCGGCGAUCGAGGCGACGCAAUGUCCGAAUAGAGUAACGUGAUAUAGCUGAGUGGUAAACUUCAAGAAAGCUACAUAGCCUAAAGAUUUUCAACAAAAUGACUACCUAGCUAAUAUGAACUGAUAUUUAAGCAUCUCAAGCGAAAACUUUUAAAUAAUGAUUUUCCUUUUUUGCGGAAAGCUUCAAAA
This is a messenger RNA of Aedes albopictus (Asian tiger mosquito), 2125 nucleotides long. RefSeq names its product glucose-6-phosphate exchanger SLC37A2 (gene MFS16). Gene Ontology annotation, molecular function: transmembrane transporter activity. The record is from RefSeq and is a predicted model, not a curated record. Gene Ontology annotation, cellular component: membrane. The transcript has 9 exons. Bases 313 to 1974 code for a protein of 553 amino acids. Lineage: Eukaryota; Metazoa; Arthropoda; Insecta; Diptera; Culicidae. Gene Ontology annotation, biological process: transmembrane transport.